Molecule: messenger RNA, 1981 nt
Organism: Impatiens glandulifera
Lineage: Eukaryota; Viridiplantae; Streptophyta; Magnoliopsida; Ericales; Balsaminaceae
Product: GPCR-type G protein 1
Exons: 13
Coding region: 121-1524 (467 amino acids)
Biological process (GO): response to abscisic acid
Cellular component (GO): membrane
Molecular function (GO): abscisic acid binding
Source: RefSeq, a predicted model, not a curated record
ACCGGCAUCAUCUUCUUCAGCCUGAUGGUCUGGAAUCUGGAUCAAAGGGUUCGAGGCUAAUCGCACUGUUCAUAUACAAACAAAGAGAGACGACAGAGGACUGAGGUGAGAAAGAGAGAGAUGGGUUGGGGACUGCGGUUUUACGAAGGAGUAGUAGUGGUUGGUUCUCUGUCGCUGCUUGCUUGGGCAGGCCUUUGGUUUCUGAAUCGGAGAUUAUACAAAGAGUACGAAGAAAAGAGGGCACUUGUUCAGAUCGUCUUUAGCGUAGUCUUCGCCUUUUCCUGUAAUCUCCUCCAGCUCGUCUUGUUCGAGAUCAUUCCCAUUCUUUCUAAAGAGGCAAGAUGGAUCAACUGGAAGGUGGAUUUAUUCUGUUUGAUAACGGUGCUGGUAUUCAUGCUUCCAUAUUACCAUUGUUACUUGAUUCUUUGCAAUAGUGGUGUGAGGAAGGAACGCGCUGCUUUAGGCGCCUUUUUAUUUUUAUCGGCGUUCCUCUAUGCAUUUUGGCGCAUGGGAAUUCAUUUUCCAAUGCCUUCACCAGAUAAAGGUUUUUUCACAAUGCCUCAGUUGGUCAGUAGAAUUGGUGUAAUUGGUGUUACUGUAAUGGCUGUCCUCUCUGGUUUCGGAGCUGUAAAUUUGCCAUACAGCUAUCUUUCUCUCUUCAUCAGAGAAAUUGAAGAGACAGAUAUCAAAAGCUUGGAACGACAACUAAUGCAGUCCAUUGAAACCUGCGUCACAAGAAAAAAGAAAAUUAUCCUUUCACAAAUGGAAAUGCAGAGGAUUCAAGGGUUGGAAGAGAAAGCAAGUGCUAGGUCAUUUCUCAAGCGCAUUGUUGGAACAGUCGUGCGAUCUGUGCAGGAUGAUCAAAAGGAGCAAGAUAUCAAGAGCAUGGAAGCAGAGGUUGAAGCUUUAGAGGAGCUAUCAAAGCAGCUAUUUCUGGAAAUAUAUGAACUUCGCCAGGCCAAGGAAGCUGCAGCAUAUUCACGGACCUGGAGGGGUCACAUGCAGAAUUUACUGGGCUAUGCAUGUUCUGUUUAUUGUGUUUACAAGAUGAUAAAGUCUCUGCAGAGUGUUGUCUUUAAGGAGGCUGGGUCUGUUGAUCCUGUGACCAUGAUUCUUAGCAUAUUUCUGCAGUUCUUUGACAUUGGCAUCGAUGCUGCAUUAUUAUCUCAGUAUAUAUCUCUUUUGUUCAUUGGAUUGUUGAUCGUCAUAUCUGUGCGGGGAUUUUUAACCAAUCUGAUGAAGUUCUUUUUUGCAGUUUCCAGAGUUGGAACCGGAUCAUCCAGCAAUGUUGUCCUCUUUUUGUCGGAAAUAAUGGGGAUGUACUUUCUAUCAUCUAUACUUCUGAUCAGAAAAAGCUUAGCAACUGAAUACAGGGCGAUUAUAACAGAUGUUUUAGGAGACAUCCAAUUUGAUUUCUACCAUCGUUGGUUUGAUGCGAUAUUUGUUGCGAGUGCCUUCCUCUCCCUGCUUCUGCUUUCUGCUCACUACACUUCUCGUCAAGCUGACAAACAUCCAGUUGACUAAGUGCAUUUAUAUGGUUAAUAUUUGUAAGUCCUAUCAGCUUUCGCAUAUUAUACCAAACUCGAUCACACGAAUGAAGCCAAUUUCAUGUCACACCUAUUUUUUGUUUUUCGGCUCUUGACACGCUCUUGAAUUAGCUUUAUACCAGAUCCGGGCCGAAGAAUCUUUGUCCGAUGGACACCAUUAAAGAAAAAGACAAGUCUGGGUUUUUAUGAAGGUGGUGUGGCCUGAGAAUCUAUUUACAGAUUCAAUAGGGGGAAGAAAUGUGUAGUUAUAAAAAAGGAGAGUAUAAAUGGCCUGGAAUUAUAGUGUAAAAUGUGUAUUUGUUUUUGUGUAACUUGAACACAUUGGACUCUCUCAUACAUAAUUUGAAUGUUUUCUAGUGAAAUCUCCAAGCUAUGUGAUUAAGAAGUAAUUUGUGAUUGUUAAAUCUGGAGAAUAUUUUACUUUUCAUCAUUUA